CCGCCGCCGCCGCAGCAGCAACAGCAGCAGCCGCCAUCAUGGUGAACGUGCCCAAGAUCCGGCGCACCUACUGCAAGAAGUGCGGCAAGCACCAGCCGCACAAGGUGACGCAGUACAAGAAGGGCAAGGACUCUCUGUACGCGCAGGGCAAGCGGCGCUACGACCGCAAGCAGAGCGGCUACGGGGGCCAGACCAAGCCCAUCUUCCGUAAGAAGGCCAAGACCACCAAGAAGAUCGUGCUGAGGCUCGAGUGCGUGGAGCCCAACUGCAGGUCCAAGAGGAUGCUGGCCAUCAAGCGCUGCAAGCACUUCGAGCUGGGAGGAGACAAGAAGAGGAAGGGGCAAGUGAUCCAGUUCUGAGCUGCCUCCGGCGCGCGCCCUGGCUCCCGGGAGAUAAACGAUUAAAAUAUUGAAGCUCAAAAAAAAAAAAAAA
Molecule: messenger RNA, 432 nt
Organism: Dromiciops gliroides (monito del monte)
Lineage: Eukaryota; Metazoa; Chordata; Mammalia; Microbiotheria; Microbiotheriidae
Product: 60S ribosomal protein L36a-like
Exons: 1
Coding region: 39-359 (106 amino acids)
Biological process (GO): translation
Cellular component (GO): ribosome; cytosolic large ribosomal subunit
Molecular function (GO): structural constituent of ribosome
Source: RefSeq, a predicted model, not a curated record